Messenger RNA from Aspergillus bombycis, 1602 nucleotides. Its product is annotated as serine hydrolase domain-containing protein. NCBI's taxonomy places the organism in Eukaryota, Fungi, Ascomycota, Eurotiomycetes, Eurotiales, Aspergillaceae. The record is from RefSeq and is a predicted model, not a curated record. Bases 1 to 1602 code for a protein of 533 amino acids. The transcript is spliced from 3 exons.
AUGUAUUGGCCUCCUGCUCUACUAUACUGGUGGGCUCUCCCCAGUUGCAUCGCCCAUCAAAUCUCACGCGAUGACCACGAUGCAUCUCCCCUAAACAAGGCCUUCGAAAAGAAAGUCAACUGGGCCCUAGAGCACUUCAGCAUCCCUGGGCUCGCAGUAUCUGUAGUCCGUGGAGAAGAUAUCUUCGCCAAGGGCUACGGUAUAUCCAACACGGAGACAUCAAAGCCCGUCACAGAACACACCUUGUUUGAAGGAGCCAGCACAACCAAAGCAUUCACGGCAGCAGCGAUCUCCCUUCUCGUAGAUGACAACGAGAACUACCCCGAGAUCCAAUGGGAGACGCCAGUGCAUGAUCUUCUACUGGAGUUUGCUCUCGACGACCCAUGGGCCACGACUCAUGUUACACUCGAGGAUAUUCUGUCUCAUCGCUCAGGCUUACCACGCCAUGACUGGAUCGCCAACGCAAAUAUCACCAUUCCCGAACUUAUCUCCAAGCUGCGCUAUGCGCCCUUAACAGCUCCUGUUCGCACACAAUGGCAAUAUACAAACCUCCUGUAUAUGACAGCUGGCUAUCUACUUGAGACACAGACCGGCCAGCCACUGAAAGAAUUCCUGCGCAGCCGAAUCUGGGAACCUCUCAACAUGACAGAGACCUAUUUUACUCCCACCGAUGCCCAGGCGGCAAACGAAGACAUCGCCAAUGGCUAUUACGUCGAUUCAGACCACCAAUUCAAAGAUGCAGGCUAUCCAUCCCCGAAGAUUCUCCGCGGGGCGUCGGGGGUGCUCUCUUCCGCAACCGAUUACGCCAAAUGGCUUCGCGCCAUGAUCCAUCGCAGGCCACCCCUAUCUCCGGCCGGCCAUGCUGCAGUCACAGGCGCACAUAGCAUUGUUCUCCCGACAGUAGUUCCACCAUUUUCAGCACCCAGUUUGUACGGCUUCGGCUGGAUCCUGCAAUCGUACAAAGGCCACGCGGUGGUCCAACACACCGGCGCCAUAUAUGGCUUCGGAUCCAUGGUAAUCUUCUUACCGGACGUGCAGCUCGGGAUCACGAUCCUAGGAAAUAACCUGAUGUCCACGAACGCGGUUGCAAGUGUGUUAGCCUACCACAUCAUCGACGAAGCUCUGGGCAUUCCAGAGGAAGAUAGAUUCGAUUGGGCUAAAGAAGCCGAGAAAGUCCUCAACGUGACAAUCACCCCCGAUCCACGAUCGCUGUACCCAACAAUCCCCAACCCACCCCUCCCUCCACCUCUACCUCCAGCCAACAUCGCGGGUUUAUACACCCAUCCCGCCUACCCAACCCUCAACUUCACAGAAAGCUGCUCGCAGAAAUCCAUCAUCCCGCCCUUAACCAACGCCACAACGGUCCCGAGACUCUGCAUGUCUUUCGUAGAUCCCGCAGAACUCCCAGACUCGCUCAUCAUGGAGAUUGUGCAUGUCUCUGGGGAUGACUGGGUCUUUGGAUCUGAGUAUGAUGGAGUUGCGACGUCGACGAAAGUUGAGGUUAAGGCUGGAUCAGAUGGGCUGGUUGAACGGCUUGGGAUCGAGGCGGAUGGAGCUAUGUCGGCGUUGGGGGAGAAGAUUUGGUGGGUUAAGAGCGAUUAA